Messenger RNA from Neomonachus schauinslandi (Hawaiian monk seal), 474 nucleotides. RefSeq names its product 60S ribosomal protein L23-like. The record is from RefSeq and is a predicted model, not a curated record. Gene Ontology annotation, molecular function: large ribosomal subunit rRNA binding; structural constituent of ribosome. Gene Ontology annotation, cellular component: ribosome; cytosolic large ribosomal subunit. NCBI's taxonomy places the organism in Eukaryota, Metazoa, Chordata, Mammalia, Carnivora, Phocidae. Gene Ontology annotation, biological process: translation.
AUGUGGAAGCGAGGACAUGGUGGGUCCUCCGGUGUGAAAUUCCGGAUUUCCCUGGGUCUUCCCGUAGCAGCCGUGACCAACUGUGCUGACAGCACAGGAGCCAAAAAUCUGUAGAUGAUCUCGGCGAAGGGGAAGAGAUGGAAUCGGCUUCCUGCUGCUGGUGGGGGUGACAUCAUGACGGCCAGAGUGAAGAAAGGCAAACCAAGUUCAGAAAGAAGGUAUAUCCGGCAGGUAACUGGACAACGCAAGUCCUACUGGAGAAAAGCCGGUGUGUGUCCCUGUUUUGAAGGUAACGUGGGGGUCACAGUGAACAGUAAAGGCGAAAUGAAAGGUGCUGCAGUCACCGGACCAGUUGCAAAGGAGUGUGCACACGUGUGGCCCAGGAUUGCAGCCGCUGCGGGCAGCACUGCAGGAUUCUUUGAAAAUGGACAAAGGAAUAAUACCUGCAUUUCCUACGGGUUCUGUCGAGAUUAA